AUUGACAAAAUUUGUUAAGAUGGCUUUAGACGCUGUGAGAAUUAGAACUUGUGUUCAAGAAAUCGUCAAACAUGACUUACAGAUCAAUUCAUAUGCUCAGGAGCUGAGGAGUAAUUGCAAGACCAUGGAGAUUCUAGACAAUAUCAAUGUGAGAAUCAAAGCAGAGACUGCCAUAUGUAAACAAAGAAUAGAGGAGCUAGAGAAGAUUGGCAAAGAGCAAGACAAAGAAACUGACAGAAUAGGACUACUCAAGGAAGCAGAUCAUUACAGAAAACAACUCAGAAACACCCAGACUGCUAUAAGGCAAGCCAACCUAAGCUGCAAGAUGGAGAUCGAUAGAAACCAAAGAAAUGAUCUGAUGAAAGGACAAGAAGAUCCAGAAGUCAGGAAAAGGAAAAAUAAGGAAGACCUAGCUAAAACAGCAAGUAGUAUUACAGAAAGUCUUCAGAGCCUUAAUCGUAUGAUGGCAGACAAUGUAGAGAGGAGUAACCUAACAAACCAAACAUUAGUGACAUCAUCAAAUAGAAUCCAGGAAACAAAUGAAGAAUUCAAAGGAAUGGCAGGAGUCAUUCAGACCAGCCGAAAUCUCCUCACCAAAUACGGACGUCGCGAAAUGACGGACAAGUUGCUCAUAUUCCUUGCCCUAGCCCUCUUUCUUGCCACAGUGAUAUACAUUCUAAAGAAAAGGAUAUUCUGAUUGUCAGCCAGACAUUUGACAGACUCAAAAGACAAUGAAACAUUGUGAAAAGCUCUGAAGGUUGAUUCGGAUUGGAAGAAAGGAGCUGCAUUUAAUUUAUUGACCACAAGAACUAUUUCUCCCCUGUGCUGAGACUGUGAGAAUAAGAAUGAUAUCAUUCAGUAAUCAGUGAAUUAACCCAUUGCUCUAUUCAUUUUGCGAGAAGAAAGGGAACACAUUGGCCAUCAGAACCAUUUCAUCUCUAUGUUUAGCCUGAAGGAAUAAGACAAUUCAUUCUUCCGGGGGA
Molecule: messenger RNA, 983 nt
Organism: Lytechinus variegatus (green sea urchin)
Lineage: Eukaryota; Metazoa; Echinodermata; Echinoidea; Temnopleuroida; Toxopneustidae
Product: vesicle transport protein SEC20-like
Exons: 6
Coding region: 20-697 (225 amino acids)
Biological process (GO): retrograde vesicle-mediated transport, Golgi to endoplasmic reticulum
Cellular component (GO): endoplasmic reticulum; SNARE complex
Molecular function (GO): SNAP receptor activity
Source: RefSeq, a predicted model, not a curated record